Lipotes vexillifer (Yangtze River dolphin) is the source of this 417-nucleotide messenger RNA. RefSeq lists its product as uncharacterized. The record is from RefSeq and is a predicted model, not a curated record. NCBI's taxonomy places the organism in Eukaryota, Metazoa, Chordata, Mammalia, Artiodactyla, Lipotidae. Bases 1 to 417 code for a protein of 138 amino acids. The transcript is spliced from 2 exons.
AUGAAUACAAUCAGCCCUCCGUAUGUGCAGAUGCAGAACCAGCAGCUGGAGCCUAGCCGGGUAGGCGAGAUCGAGAGCCGGGCGGUACGCGAGGGCUGCUGGCCGUCGGCUCAAGGCUUCGGAUCCACCUGCCCGCCCGCCUGCGGUGCGAUCGGUCGGCGGGGUGUGCGCCGGGCCGGGCCCAUGGCGGCGUCAGCGGCCCUGUCUGCGGCUGCGGCGGCUGCCAUGUCGGGCCUGGCGGUGCGGCUGUCUCGCUCGGCUGCGGCCCGCGGCUCGUACGGCGCCUUCUGCAAGGGGCUCACGCGCACGCUGAUCACCUUCUUCGACCUGGCCUGGCGGCUGCGCGUGAACUUCCCCUACUUCUACAUCGUGGCCUCGGUGAUGCUCAACGUCCGCCUGCAGGUGCGGAUCGAGUGA